Desarmillaria tabescens is the source of this 168-nucleotide messenger RNA. RefSeq lists its product as uncharacterized. The transcript has a single exon. Lineage: Eukaryota; Fungi; Basidiomycota; Agaricomycetes; Agaricales; Physalacriaceae. The record is from RefSeq and is a predicted model, not a curated record. The annotation marks the transcript as partial.
UCCUUCUUCUACCUCUUUCAUGGACAACAGCAGUUUGAGCUCACGAAGAUAACGGCGGUUCUGUUGUCUUCUACUCCUGGAUCGACGAUUUUCGGUUCUCGUGGAGGUAAUCCCACCAAGGAUGUACGUGGCGAAACCUUUGGCACCAACAGAGUGCUCGCCCGAUAG